Stomoxys calcitrans (stable fly) is the source of this 2252-nucleotide messenger RNA. It is a transcript of the gene dgt3, whose product is annotated as augmin complex subunit dgt3. NCBI's taxonomy places the organism in Eukaryota, Metazoa, Arthropoda, Insecta, Diptera, Muscidae. The transcript has 7 exons. The coding region runs from base 57 to 1760 and encodes 567 amino acids. The record is from RefSeq and is a predicted model, not a curated record.
CCGCCCAAUCAAAGGUAUCACAUGAAAGGAAUCAUCAUUUAGGUUUAAUAAAUAAUAUGGGAGAUAUAAUAAACAGCAUGGACAUAUUCAAGAAGCUGGACUUUGAUACUUCCAAUCAAUGGAUCUUCUACGAGGAACGUUUUCACAAAUUCUUCGAUUUCUUUGCGAAUAACAUCAGUGAUGAAAACAUUUUAUUAGAAACCGAAGUUCUGGACCAUGAAGAAUAUGUCAAACGUAAUGAAUAUUUGGGAGCGCAGGAACGAAAGCCCCGUCUCGAUGAAUUGGAAAGAGAGUACAGUGGUCUAUUGUCUUCAAAUACUAAGGACAAAAUCAAUUCUCUGCAGCAGGAAUAUGAAAUAAUGGAAAAGUUAUAUAAUGACUACAAUGAAUUGGUGGAGGACAUGAGGGAAACCAAGCAUCUUUUGAAUUGUGAGUUUAGCCGUCAGGAAGAAACUUACAAUGCUCUCAAAAAUAAAGAAAAAGAACUGAUGGCCCAUUGUCAAUUGAAGGCAAAACAACUAGAGGAUAGCGAAAGUGAAAAUCAUAAAAAAUGCAAUGAAGUUAUGAAAACAUUUUCGAAAUUGCAAUCGCCACCACUUUUUAUGCACCAACUGCCAUUGGAUCAAUAUUUUCUUAAAUGUGACUCAUUUUCCCAAUAUCUUUCUCUAUACAUCAAAGAAAAUUUCAAAAUACAGGAAUAUAUGAGCAUGGAAACAAGUUUAACGGAAAAUCAGGAGACAGUCGAAAAAUUGGGGAAGCUAAAAAAAGCCAUUGAAAAAUACACACUUGCCUAUAUUAUGGAAAAGAGUAAAAUUCAUGGCUUACAAUGUGCAAUCGAUGCCUUAAAUCUCACUCACAUACAUGUCAUCAGCCUUUCGGAUAUGCAACGUGAAACACAAGAUCUGGCCCAAGCCAAAAGUCGUCACGAAAUAGCUCAUCAAACAUUGAAGUUGGAUCUGCAACAUCAAGUGCAACAAAAAACUCAACAAACCGUCGAGUUGAUACUCUAUGAAAAUACAAAACAGAAAUUGGAGAGAGCUCUGAAACGUCACGAAAAUGAUCGAAAUCUUACCAAGGUUAUAUCAGAGGCCUUGUCCAAUGCCGAACUCAUAUGGAUGGCCGUACAAUUGGAUAUGGAGAAGAAACGCAAUCGUUUCGACAAUACUGAACAAUUGACAACAGAAUCACAGCGAUGUCAGUUGCGAAUUCAGCAUAUGAAGAAUGCCCAAUCAACGGAUCUUUCGCGAGAGUUCAUACAACAGUUGGCUCAAAUGUUGGGACAACAUUUACAACAAAAUUUACGCUGCGAAGUAAAGACAUGUUUGUAUGAGUAUGAGAAAUUCAAACGUUUGUUAAACUAUUCCCUACAAGGACUAUUAAAUAGGAAAUCGUAUAGCUCAGCUUUGGAGAAACUUAAAGAGAUCAACCGUAUUGAGUCCAUUUUACAUCCUUUUGUCUAUGACAGCCCAGUUAACGCCCCUAUGUUUGAAAAUGUCCACUAUUUAAGGCCAAUUUUCAAUGUUAAGAAUCAACAACAGCGUAUUGAAAAACUUUUAAGGCAGCUGAGAACGGAGUUUCAUGAAAAUAUUACUGAACGAUUGGAGAAUGAUAAACUUUGGCGUUAUAGUCAACUACUUUGGAUUUGGUUUUUAACUGAACCACGUCGAGUGCUGCAUGCCAUUGAAGAAGCAAAAAAAGCUGCCUCUAAAGUACCCCAAAUAACUGGCAUAAAGACAUUAGGAGGAAUAAAACGAAAAUAAAAAACAAGGCCGCAAUUUAAAGCAUAAAUUAUAAUUUCUUCAACUUAAAGUUUAUGUUCUAGAGUCCAACUUAAAAACUAUUAAAGCUAAAAACAAAAAACAAUAAUACGACGAAUAUUUCGAUAAAGAGAACAACAAGACAUGUAACCACUAGAUACCGGCAAUUAUUCUUGGAACCAUGUGCCUAGUGAACACCAUCUCCAAGGCGUUGACUGAAUACACAAUACACUUAAGAGAGAAAACAAACAAGUGAAUAUAUGUUGCACAAGUGUGCUGGGGAUAUAAAAAAAGCUUAAAUUAAUAUUCCUUCUAGCAAACAUAGUGUGUACAAAGCUAAAUUUAACAAUAGACAUUUGGAACUUGUGUGGAUGCUGCUUUUGCAAAAAUUUGUUAUGCCUAUUGACAUUGUAGCAACUGUCCAGGUAACUUGAAUUGAAAUUAAUUGGUGUGAGAGAGUUUUUGUAUGUUUUUUUUACGAUAAAUUUCUAUUUC